This is a messenger RNA of Oryzias latipes (Japanese medaka), 7195 nucleotides long. It is a transcript of the gene hecw1a, whose product is annotated as HECT, C2 and WW domain containing E3 ubiquitin protein ligase 1a. The record is from RefSeq and is a predicted model, not a curated record. Gene Ontology annotation, molecular function: protein binding; ubiquitin protein ligase activity. Gene Ontology annotation, biological process: protein ubiquitination; regulation of dendrite morphogenesis; ubiquitin-dependent protein catabolic process. Gene Ontology annotation, cellular component: cytoplasm. NCBI's taxonomy places the organism in Eukaryota, Metazoa, Chordata, Actinopteri, Beloniformes, Adrianichthyidae.
GAGGCGCUGGUACCCUACUAUGUCAAAGCAGAGGAUCUACCGGAAACUAGACUUUCAGAACAAAAGCUGCAUUUUCGUUAAACGAGCUCAAAAUGAGCUAAAAUAGUAUGUAUCAACAUAUAGUUUAAUUUAAGACAAAUCGUGUAAUAAUAAGAGCUUUAAUAUUGUCAUUUUUGUAAAGACAAAACCCUUUUUGACUUGACAACAUCGGCUGUUGCGCUUGCAGUUUCCGGAAAUGGAAUGUUCCAUUUCGACGAUCUUCACUGUGGUCCAGAGAAAGAGGAAAGGAUGAGCCCUUCUCUUGUUCCUCAUCUGUCCUUUAACGAAAAGGAAUGGAACCAGCAGGAAAAUAGCUAAAGUGCACCUCUUCGACAACUUUUCCUCACCUCUGGAGAAUGAUCCACGGCCAGGUCCUUUUAUCCCAGGUUUUGGUCUGCUUUGGGUUGACUGGUCAUUAUGCUGAUGCAGCUCUGUAGUUUCAAGAACUUGUACCAAAACCGGCUCCUGAGCCUGGCUACAAUGGCCUCCCCGACCCGCAGCGGGCCGACGCGCCAGCGCUGCAAGGAUGCUGUUCGUCAUAGCUACGGCGCUGAGACCUACGCUGUCAAUGGUCUGAACCAGGAGGCUUUUGUGCUGGGCUUGUCGCGCUCCACCAGUGACACCGACCUGGUCUCCCCUGAUGCCCGCUCCACGCUCACUGUUAGCACCUCCCACUACACCAUAGGCCAGUCUGAAGAUCUGGUGAUUUCUUGGGACAUCAAGGAGGAGGUAGAUGCUGGAGACUGGAUUGGAAUGUACCAAGUUGAUGAAGUUCUGUCUGAGAACUUCCUGGACUAUAAGAACCGAGGCAUCAGUGGAUCUCACAAGGGACAGAUCGUUUGGAAAAUCGAUUCCAGCUCAAACUUCCGUGACGUUGAAACCCAAGUCUGCUUCAGGUACUACCACGGUGUUACUGGAGCGCUGAGGGCAACAACACCCAGUGUUACCAUCAAGAAGAGUGCUGCACCAGUUUCAAAGCCAGUAGUCAGUCCUGAGGUGAAUCAUGUAAUGGGGAACAGGAGGCUAAUCAACUUUUGGUUGUCAGACCUGCAGGCUGUUGGACUGAAGAAAGGGAUGUUCUUCAACCCCGACCCGUACCUGAAGCUCUCCAUACAGCCAGGGAAGCACAGCAUCUUUCCCUUGUUGCCUCACCAUGGCCAGGAGAAGCGCUCCAGAGUGGUGUGCAACACGGUCAACCCACAGUGGACCACAGAGAGGUUUAACUUUGUGUCUCUGCCCACGGACGUCCUGGAGAUUGAAGUGAAAGACAAAUUUGCCAAGAGUCGACCAAUCAUCAAGCGCUUCCUUGGAAAGCUGUCCGUCCCGGUCCAGAGGCUGCUGGAGAAACAUGCCAUUGGGGAUCGGGUUGUGAGUUAUUCUCUGGGCCGCAGGGUGCCAACAGAUCACGUCUGUGGCCAGCUACUGUUCCGCUUUGAGCUGACCUCCUCCAUUCACCCCGAUGACGAGGAAGUCUCUCUGGUCAUUGAGACAGCCUGUGCUGAGGCGGGAAAUGCAGCAGACGACGCUGGAGGAGCUGCAGAUGACGACACGCUGAGUGUGGGCCCCGACAUGCCCAGUCUACCCUUGGAUGCCCCUUCUGAAGCAGAGACCUUAGUCCCUGCCCCCUCCACACUUGAAGAAGAAACCCAUUCUGCUGAGGGGGAGGAGGAGGAAGCUGGAGCUCAGGUGGAGCAAGGAAGACCGGAGGAGGAGGAGAGGAGGGAGGAACCUCCAGCCAGUCAGCAGCAGGAGGAGAAUGAGAAAUCAUCGGAACAGCAGGAAGACAACGGUAUAAAGGAGGAAGACAUGGUAGGAGGAGAAGAGAGGGUGCAGGAGAGGAGGGAGGAGGAGCAGAGACAGGAGGCCACUCUUCAAACUGAGGAAGAGGCGUCAGUGGAGAGGAAAGAUGUUGGCGAUGAAGCACAGCUGGAAGCCUCCUCUGGUGGAGCAGCUGCUGUGGAGGCUCCUUCUGAGGAAACUGCCACGUUCCAGGGAAACCACACAGGAGCAGGUGAGGAGGCCCCAACGGGAGUAACAGAGGGAGGUGAGAGGAGCUCUCCUCCCUGCUCCUGCCAGCCUCUAUUGUCAAACCUGAAUUCCAACGCUUUGUCCCGACGGAAAAACCGCCCCUGCUCCCUCCCGGUGUCGGAGCUGGAGACGGUGAUUGCGUCGGCUUGUGGUGAACCGGAGACGCCGCGGUCCCACUACAUUCGCAUUCACCACCUCCUCCAUAGCCUCCCAUCUGCCCAACAAAGAGCCCCAAGCCAGGAGGACGAGCACGUCCUGGAGGGAGACGAUACCAGCAGCACUGUGGACGCCACGUCACCAACACUCAAAACCUCCAAGGAGGAGAAUGGGCCUGAGGAAGAGGAGGAGGAUGAUGAUACAACUCAAUCACCAUCACAGGUGCCUGAGUGUCCGGGGCCCUGCUGCCGGCGCUCCCUGCCCCGCAGCCUUUCCAUCGAACGCCUGUCGGAGCUGAACCAGCUCCUGGAGGGCGAUGGAGGAAGAGCACACCCAGUGGUGAGGAGGAUCUCCCCCUCCUGCCUGGACAGUGAGGAGGGGGAUUCCAGUAUCGGAGGAAGAAGAGUUUGUGGCGGCACGCACAGACCUUUGGGUGAGAACGAGUGCGAGUUCUGCGACACCUCCUGCUACAGCACCUCCUGCUACAGCACCUCCUGUUACAGCACCUCCUGCUACAGCAACUCAGGCUUUGAGGCGAGGGGCCGAUUCUGUAGCCACAACCGCUUGUCGUCGGUUGACAGCAACCGGCUCUCGGGGAGCACGGUGUUCUCCUCUCAGGAUGAGGACGAUGAGGAGGAAAGCGCCUUUGAGUCAGUGCCUGACUUCGCCCACCCUGAGGCCCAGAGUCUGGGUGGGCCAGAGGAAGGCAGAACGCCAACAAGUGGAUUCAAGGAGAACAGGAGAGGGGAGCAGGAGGAGCCAACUGUGGCUGGACCCAGUGACAGGAACGGCAUAGGCUCAGACUCCUCCCCUCCUGUUGACCAUCUUCCUGUUCUGCGACCCAGCCAUGACCUAAACCAUUUUCCUGCUGCCACAGACCAAGCCUUACCUCCAAAUUGGGAAGCUCGUAUUGACAGCCAUGGCAGAGUUUUCUACGUGGACCACGUCAACCGGACAACAACCUGGCAGAGGCCAAGCCAGGGCAGCAAAUGUAACCAAGGCAUCCCUCGCUCCAGUUCUACACAGCAGAUGGAGCAGCUCAACCGCAGGUACCAGAACAUCCAGAGGACCAUGGCCACAGAAGAGGACGGUGGCAGUCGGAGUUCAGACGGGGACUCUGACUCCCCACAGACAGGUCCCCCCUCCCCUGUCAAUCAACAGAAAAUCACUCAUCUCCUCCAAUCCCCUGCUGUCAAAUUCGUCACACAUCCAGAGUUCUUCACCGUGUUGCACAGCAACUAUGCAGCGUACCGCAUGUUCACCAGCAGCAGCUGUGUGAAGCACAUGAUCCUGAAGGUGCGUCGGGACGCCAGGAACUUUGAGCGCUACCAGCAUAACCGGGAUUUGGUGGUUUUCAUCAACAAGUUUGCAGACACACAACUGGAGCUGCCCAGAGGCUGGGAGAUCAAGACUGACCCACAGGGGAAGUCUUUUUUUGUAGAUCACAACAGUCGAGCCACAACUUUCAUCGACCCGCGGAUCCCUCUCCAGAACGGUCGAUUACCGGGUCACCUCGCUCACAAGCAGCACCUCCAGAGGCUGCGCAGCUACAGCGCUGGAGAGGCUUCUGAGGUGUCCCGGAGUCGCGGGGCCUCUCUGAUGGUCCGGCCUGGAAACAGCCUGGUAGCAGCGAUACGAAGCCAACACCAGCCAGACUCCCAGCAGCUGAGCGCUCCAUCUUACAACGACAAGAUAGUUGCGUUCCUACGGCAACCCAACAUCUUCGACAUGUUGCAGGAGCGACAGCCCAGUCUGAGCAGAAACCACGCUCUCAGAGAGAAGAUCCAUUACAUCCGGACAGAAGGGGCUCAGGGGGUGGAGAAGCUUUCGUGUGAUGCAGACCUGGUCAUCCUGUUAAGUUUAUUUGAGGAGGAGAUCAUGUCCUACGUCCCUCCUCACCCCAUCCAUCCCGGCUUCAGCUUCUCGCCACGCUGCUCACCCGCCUCCUCACCCCAGAAUUCUCCCGGUCUGCAGAGGGCUAGAGCUCCCGCUCCAUACCGCAGAGACUUCGAGGCCAAACUGAGGAACUUUUACAGGAAAUUAGAAGCGAAAGGUUACGGCCAAGGACCGGGCAAGAUAAAGCUGCUAAUCAGGAGAGAGCAUCUGCUAGAAGGAACCUUCAAUCAGGUGAUGGCGUAUUCCCGCAAAGAGCUGCAGAGAAACAAGCUCUACGUCACCUUCCUGGGAGAGGAGGGUUUGGAUUACAGUGGUCCUUCCAGAGAGUUCUUCUUCUUUCUGUCUCAGGAAUUGUUUAAUCCGUACUACGGCCUGUUUGAAUACUCUGCAAACGACACGUACACAGUCCAGAUCAGUCCGAUGUCUGCGUUUGUGGAGAACCACCUGGAGUGGUUUCGGUUCAGUGGUCGUAUUCUGGGCCUGGCUCUGAUCCAUCAGUACCUGCUGGAUGCAUUUUUCACCAGACCCUUCUACAAGGCGCUGCUCCGGCUACCAACAGACCUGUCAGAUCUGGAGUACCUGGAUGAGGAGUUCCAUCAGUCGCUUCAGUGGAUGAAGGACAAUGACAUCACAGACAUCCUGGAGCUCACUUUCACAGUGAAUGAGGAGGUUUUUGGCCAGGUGACCGAGCGGGAGCUGAAAUCUGGAGGCUCCAACCUGCAAGUGACGGAGAAAAACAAGAAGGACUACAUAGAGCGAAUGGCCAAAUGGAGGGUGGAGAGGGGAGUGGUCCAACAGACUGAGGCGCUGGUUCGAGGCUUUUAUGAGGUGGUGGACUCCAGGCUUGUAUCUGUUUUUGAUGCGCGGGAGCUGGAGCUGGUCAUUGCUGGGACAGUGGAGAUAGACUUGAAUGACUGGAGGAGCAACACGGAGUACAGAGGAGGUUACCAUGACGGCCACAUAGUGAUGCGAUGGUUCUGGGCAGCUGUGGAGAGGUUCAACAACGAGCAACGCCUCCGCCUGCUGCAGUUUGUCACAGGGACCUCCAGCGUUCCCUACGAAGGCUUUGCUGCCCUCCGUGGAUCCAACGGCCUACGGCGCUUCUGCAUCGAGAAAUGGGGCAAAGUCACCGCAUUACCUAGGGCUCACACCUGUUUCAACCGCCUCGACCUGCCUCCAUACCCGUCAUACACCAUUCUGUAUGACAAACUGUUGAUCGCUGUGGAGGAAACAAGUACAUUUGGCCUGGAGUGAGGAGGACUGAUCAAAUGCAGCAACCAACAUUGUGCUCUUCUUCUGGCUUGGUCAAAAGGCCGGAGAAAAGUGGCCUCUUUUUGGCUGAGGACGUUGUAAAGACUUGUUACCUGUCCAGAACAAAGUAUGAUGGUGUGGAUUUAUGUACGUCACUGUCAAGUGUUCGUCUUUCACAGAAACACAAGGGGCUCAGGAGAGUACCCACACUCAAGCCAUUCAGCAGGACUACAGUUAUUUUUAUAUCAUUAUUUACAAGUGUGGCAUGUGAAACGCUUCACUGGCUCAAAAUGGAGAAGAAGAAAAAUGUAUAUAUUUACUCCACGUGUAAUCAAAGAAAGUAUGCAAAGAGAUUUGGGAUCAUAUUUUGCAUGAACCAAAUUGCAUCAUCCUUUCAAUGGUGAAAAUACUUCGUAAUGGUGAUAAAAAAGCAUUUUAAAAACAAAAAGUUGGGAAAAAGCAGGGGAAGUCAAAUAUUAUUAAUAAUAUGUUUUAGUGCUGGAAAAUGAACAAAAAUGUAUAUGUAAUCCACAAAUGAAAUUACUAAUUUAUAAAUCAGAUUUAUAAAAGGUCAAAUGGUAUAAUUAUUGCUCAAAAAAAAAAUAUUAUUAUACAGUACAAAAAAAAUGACAUAUCUAAAAUGCAAAAAUACAUAUUUGAAAGUCUUCUGUCCUUCAGGUUUAAAGGAGAAAAGUAUUGAUUUUUUUAGAUACCAAUACAAGCAACAUUAAAAAGUGCUUUGACAUAUCCUUACCAAAUGUUUUAUUCAAUUUACAUCUCUAUUAGAGUUCAUGACGUCUAAUGAAUACAUCUUUAGGUGGUCUGUCUGACGGUUUAUAUCACUGCGUCAAAGGAACAAUCAAGAAUCCAUUUUUAAAAGGGUGUUUUACAAACAUUUGCUGCAUCUCAAAAAAGAAAAGAAAGAAAUGUAGUUGAACUUCAAAAGUGCAAACAAAUUAUUGAAAAAAAUGAAACCUGUUAGCUUCUGGAUUUGAUUGCAUUGAUGGGUUUCAAACAAACACAUCAAAAAAAAAAAAUUUAGAACCUUCUUUUCAUUUUGUAAACAAAAUGAAAAGCAACCUAGAACACACUACUGUCAAAUGAUUUAGUGCCCUAUCCAAAUUUUAGAUGCAUAAAAACACCUGACAUUCAGACUGCUUUGACCAUCAUCCAUUUGAUUUCAGUAAAAUAAUAUAUCAUUCUUUAAUAUAAAGACUGCUGUGCGACUAGUCCAGAUGUGAGCUACUAAAUAUUUCUCAGUCAGUUGACAGUGCCCAGAAAUGUUGGCCAAUUCCAAGCUUCCAACUUUGUGGGAACAGUUGGACCUUCCUGCUCCAACAUGAAUCCAUACAACCACAGAAAGAAGGUCCACAAAUACAAGGAUGAGUUUUUUUUGUGGAAAAAUUUAACCAGCCAGAGCAGAACCCAAGAAGAUUCAAACAUUCUGUGAACACACUUCUAAAUCCUUCGGAAAGUGAAGACUAGAUGCUGUUAUUGCUGUUGAAACAAACCAAAAUAACUGUAAAGUCUAUGGAUUACCAAUAAGCUUUGAAUUUAGUUUUAAUGCAACUUGCAAUCUAGCGUAGAGCUCUGAGAAACUGGUGAAGGAGCUUGGUUAUCUCCAGUUAGAUCAGUCAUUCAUUCAUGUUCUGUUGUCAUAUUUUACAUUUAGGACACAAAUUCAAACCAAAUAACAUUAAAUCAUGCUUUUUAAGGAUUGUUUCUGUACAACCUCAAAACAGUAAAACGUUAUGUACCAUCCAAAUACUUUAUACAACAUAUACAAUAAAGUUGAAGGCAAAAGAAUUGUCUUUUUCAUAUUAAA